This is a messenger RNA of Suillus paluster, 1408 nucleotides long. RefSeq lists its product as uncharacterized. NCBI's taxonomy places the organism in Eukaryota, Fungi, Basidiomycota, Agaricomycetes, Boletales, Suillaceae. The coding region runs from base 110 to 1207 and encodes 365 amino acids. The transcript is spliced from 12 exons. The record is from RefSeq and is a predicted model, not a curated record.
AUGUGUCUAAAGCGUGGGAUUGAUCAUUGAUCUAUAGAUGGCUUAUAUAUAAGUGAGUUUGCACAGUCGAACACCACAUCAGUUCACUUUUCUACCCUCGAAAACAGGUAUGCCACUAUCACUCUGGUUACAACGGAUAAUACUAGGACGGAACCCAAUCUUGAUACGUUAUGGUCCGAUAGCGAUGUUGGCAGGCGUCUUUGCCUUGCUCGCUGGGACCUCUAUCUUUCUCACACAACUUUAUUUGAACAUAAACUUCUGGGCCCAAGUAAGCAUGGAUAAUACUACGUUGAACUUUUUCCAUAUCAGCGGAGUCCCCGGUCUGAUAUUACUCGCCGACAUGUUCUCAAUCGACCUGAAUGGACAGACAUUGUCUGUUCACUGGUCUCUUGUUGGCGCUUGCGGACGGCAGUUUACGGGCUCGUCAAACGAUGAUUGCAUUCAAAAUCAAUUUGUUAACAACAUCGCCCUGUAUCUGAACGAAAAUGCCACUGUAAAUUGGAACACGACGGCCCCGAUAGGCACUUUUGAUUCAUCACCAGUCCAAAAUCCUUUGCCAGUAACAUACAUACCCGGAAGAGGGCAAUUACCAGCACAAGAAUAUGCUACGGAUUUGCCUAUGGAUCCUUUUCUUCCGUAUACGUUGCAGAAGCAAGCAUCAACUCUUUACUAUCCAUUCGAUGAAUACUCUGCAUAUGUAUCGCUAUUAGCCAUUGAUACUGACAGCAAUACAUCACUGCCGAUAUCUGGCGUAAUUGGAUAUGGAACCAUAGUGAAUUGGAUCGGUCUCAGUGCUUUUUAUCCGACUGUAGUAGGGGACGAGACGUUGUAUGCAUUAGCCCUAAAUGCCAAGCGACAAGGAAUGAUAAAAACGUUCGCCCUCGUCCUGGUCAUCACAAACUGGGCUCUCUCUGUCACCAUUUUAUGGAUGACAAUCCUAGUGCUGUUCCGUACAAACGUUAAUGAUGGCCUUAUCUUGGCUUCAACAACAGUCCUGUUUGCCCUUCCACAGAUAAGGGCCAGUAUGCCAGAUUCUCCGCCAUUUGGCACUUUCAUCGAUAUAGCAGGUUACUUCAUGAAUGUCUGUCUCGUCAGCAUCUGCACUUCAAUUCUCCUCUUCUCGCAACUACAAUACCGUUAUCGGCCACCAAGGAAAACCUCAGUGCCACAUCAGGAAAACUACGCCUUACUUAACCUUGAGUCUUGAGACGCAGCCAAGUGCGAGUCAAGUCGAAGAUGGUUAAUAAUAAGAACACCACUCUCAAAUAAUUUUUUCUUGUGAUUUGUAUGAAGGGUUGCGCUGGACAAAUGGACAAAAUAUGACUCAGGCGAACACGCUGUAUAGGCAUCAGGUGUCCGGGAAAUGCUGUAUGAAGUGUGUGGACAGUAUUCACAACCUCUUUCGAAU